GACCUCAUCGAUCAAAUCAACUCUGCGGUUUCGCAUGGACCACUCAUUCAUUCUAAUAAAAAGAGAAUAAAAAAAGAAAAAGUAGCUUUAAUGGAACAUGGCGGCAAAGAGGGAUGGUAUGAAGGGGGUAGCAUUUUUGUUGCGGUCUUCCUGGUGGUGGUCGUCUCUGCUUUCAGUAAUUUCAGACAGGAAAUUCAGUUUCACAAGUUAUCGAAGAUAAGUGACAACAUCGAAGUGGAUGUUGUCAGAGACAGUCGCCGGCGACCCAUUUCCAUAUUCGAUCUCGUUGUUGGUGAUGUUGUGUAUUUGAAGAUCGGAGAUCAAAUUCCAGCUGAUGGGUUGUUCUUGACCGGCCAUUCUCUGCAGGUGGACGAGUCAAGCAUGACAGGGGAAAGUGAUCAUGUCGAAGUAGACUCUGUUCGCAACCCGUUCUUGUUAUCCGGAUCGAAGGUGGGUGAUGGGUAUGCCCAAAUGCUGGUGGUGUCUGUCGGAAUGAACACAGCCUGGGGUGAAAUGAUGAGCUCGAUCACCCGUGAUACCAAUGAAAGAACGCCGCUACAAGCUCGGCUGGACAAACUCACUUCCUACAUAGGAAAGGUAGGUCUCUCUGUUGCUUUGCUGGUUCUUGUAGUAAUGUUCAUUCGUUAUUUUACCCGCAAAACAUCGGUGGAUAGUGGAUUUAAGAAAUAUGAGGGUAGCAAAACAAGUGUAGACGACAUCUUAAAUGCGGUGGUGAAGAUAAUUGCUGCUGCAGUAACCAUUGUGGUGGUAGCGAUCCCGGAGGGUCUGCCGUUGGCCGUUACCCUCACCCUUGCUUAUUCCAUGAAGAGGAUGAUGGGUGAUCAAGCAAUGGUUAGGAAGCUUUCUGCUUGUGAAACAAUGGGAUCUGCUACGGUUAUCUGUACGGACAAAACAGGGACCUUGACGUUGAAUCAGAUGAAGGUCACCAAAUUCUGGCUUGGCCAGGAAUGCAUUGCUGAAGAUUCUUUCAAAACAAAUGAAUCGAGAGUUCGGGAAUUGUUCCAUCAGGGAGUUGGUCUGAACACGAUAGGAAGUGUUUCAAACUCCGUAUCUGGGUCUAAACCUGAGAUUUCUGGGAGUCCUACUGAAAAAGCAAUUCUGUCUUGGGCUGUGUCAGAUUUUGGUAUGGAUAUGGAGAAAUUGAAGCAGAAUUACAACAUUCUCCAUGUGGAAACCUUUAAUUCAGAGAAAAAACGAAGUGGGGUUUUGGUUAAGGAAAACGCUGAUAACACCAUUCAUGUCCAUUGGAAAGGUGCUGCAGAGAUGAUACUAGCUAUGUGUUCAAAUUAUUACAAGAGUAAUGGAGAAAUAAGACUGAUGGAAGAAGAUGCAAGGAGCACAAUGGAGAAGAUAAUUGAGGGCAUGGCAGCUAGUAGCCUUAGAUGCAUUGCUUUUGCUCACAAGCAAGCUCUAGAAGAAGAAAGAGAAGGCAAUGAUGACCAAGGAAACUGUGGCAGAAGGAUUAAAGAUGAAGGAUUAACCCUCCUAGGGAUAGUUGGCCUUAAGGAUCCAUGUCGGCCAGACGUCAAAAAGGCAGUGAAGGAUUGUAAAUCAGCAGGGGUGAAAAUAAAAAUGAUCACCGGAGAUAAUGUUUUCACUGCAAAAGCUAUAGCCACAGAAUGUGGAAUUUUAGGAGCGGAUUAUAAGGGAGAAGAAGUUGUAGAAGGGGUUGAAUUCCGAAACUACACACCUGAGCAGAGAAAGGAGAAGGUCGAUAAGAUCAAGGUGAUGGCGAGGUCGUCUCCCUUCGACAAGCUUUUGAUGGUACAAUGCUUGAAACAGAAGGGUCAUGUGGUUGCAGUCACGGGUGAUGGCACCAAUGAUGCUCCUGCUCUGAAAGAAGCUGAUAUAGGUCUUUCUAUGGGCAUUCAGGGUACUGAAGUAGCCAAGGAGAGCUCUGAUAUUGUUAUAUUGGACGAUAACUUCGAGACUGUUGUCACGGUUUUGAAAUGGGGAAGAUGCUUCAUUCCAGUUUCACACAAACCAUUCUUUAGUUACAUCAAAAGGUUCCGGCACAUAUUCACCGUGUUUAGGGUAGUCAUCUAUCACAAAAGGCAGACUAACAGGAGUGAUCUGGAGUUCUAGAAGAAAUUCAACCAACCCAAGCCAGACUAUACCUAUCCUCUCGUCUCAACCUGGAGAGGAUUCAGUCACUGUUAAUUUGCAGAAGAGUUUGGAACCCAAUUUCACCUAGCAAGGUAUGUACAUUUACAUGACAGUUUUGAUCCAAGAUAGGAUUCCCUCUAAAGCUAAUUUAUUGAAAAGGGGUAUUUUAAGUGAUCUUAAUUUGACUUGGCAUGGAAGAUGCAAAAUACCUAUUAUUGCAUUGUGUUACUUCUUCUAGAUUAUGGAGCAAGUGCCUCGGAUGGUGGAAUUUGGUCUAUGCAAUGACCGGAGUUAUUCGGAGGCUUUUAAUCAGAUGAUGAGAUGUUUUUUGGUUUACUUGUUGUCUGAACAAUGUCGCUACCUAGAAAUGAGAAGGUGUUUGAAAAUAGCUCAGAUCUUUUAACUCCAUUGACAGCAAGAUGGAUUCUUCUGCUUUUCUAGUUCGCAGAUUGGACUCUUUCUCCAGCGCUGUGUUUGGAAUCGGUUUUAGAAGGAACAGAGUGUAAACGCAUUUGAUAAAUAUCAAAGAUCAUCAGGUUUAAAUGCUGUCCGUGAUUCAAGGCAACAUGAUUCAAGCAAGGCAUCAAGUUUAAAUGGGGUUCAAAGAUCAUCAAGCUUAAAUGAUGUCCAUGAUUCAAGCAAGGCAUUUGAUUUUCAAAAUCACAGCAAAUCAGAAUUAAUUGACUCCAGCAAGAAUCCAGCAACUAAUCUCCAAGAUAACAGGAAGAUGCAAUCAACCAUUAAGGCUUCAAAUCAGUGAUUUUAACCAACGGCUAUUUCUGCAAUUAUUGUAAUUAAUAUUCAAAUUUCAUCCUGUAAUUAUAUAUAAAUGGAAAACUACAAC
This is a messenger RNA of Rubroshorea leprosula, 2971 nucleotides long. NCBI's taxonomy places the organism in Eukaryota, Viridiplantae, Streptophyta, Magnoliopsida, Malvales, Dipterocarpaceae. The record is from the annotation of a GenBank genome assembly.